Messenger RNA from Zymoseptoria tritici IPO323, 1464 nucleotides. RefSeq lists its product as uncharacterized. The record is from RefSeq and is a predicted model, not a curated record. The transcript has a single exon. Bases 1 to 1464 code for a protein of 487 amino acids. Lineage: Eukaryota; Fungi; Ascomycota; Dothideomycetes; Mycosphaerellales; Mycosphaerellaceae.
AUGUCAAUCUCUUACCAAACACAAAAAGCUCAAUAUCUGCGCUUCCUCCUUGACGAUGAGCCAGGCCGAAGCGGAAGAGAAGAGGAAAUUCGGACUGCCUCUCUGUUUUCGCUCUCUGUUCAAAACAUUGUUCGGGAACGUCAAGUACCGUCGCCAUGUACUCCUUUUGUCUUUGGAAGUAUCACAAAGACUACGCCGCCAACCCCUGAGAUCCUCCCGCAGUAUGGGCUGCUGGGAUUUCAUGUCGGCAAUCACGAUCAAAUCAAAGAGCAAGAACCAAUUCUGCUCAACGUCAACGCUCCAAAUUCAGCCUUCAUCUGCGGUUCGCAGGGGAGCGGCAAGAGUUACACUCUGAGCUGCAUGCUUGAGAACUGCCUCCUUGCAGACAACAAUUUCGGCGUCCUCCAUCAGCCAGUUGCUGGAGUCGUAUUUCACUACGAUACUGAUAGUACCAUGAGCUCGGUCGCCGAAGCUGCCAGUCUCUGCUCUCGCGGCAUCAAGGUCCGUGUGCUCGUAUCGCCUAGCAAUAAGCGCAAGUUGCAGAAUGCGUACUCGAAACUCCCUGGUGCCGCGGAGAACUUGGAGGUGGUCUCACUGAUGUUGAGCGACAAGCAUCUGAGCGUUGAGAGAAUGCUUCGUCUGAUGGCUUUCUCUGAGUCAGAGGGAACUGUACCGCUGUAUAUGGUGGUCAUCGAGAAGAUACUGCGACACAUGGCAGUUCAAGAGAUCGACUUCACUAUGGCAGCUUUCGAGCGAGAGUUGGCCCUGGAGAAAUUUGCUCCUGGUCAGUCAGCCAUGAUGGACAUGCGACUCAAUCUCCUACGCAGCUUCAUGGUCCCCAAAGCAGCCGGAAGAUACACGCUCACGCCACCCGAUCCGUUCAAGCUCACGCCUGGAGCACUCACCAUCAUCGACCUCAGCGAUCCUUUCAUCGACACAGCGACCGUAUGCGUUCUCUUCGAGAUCUGUCUGGGCCUGAUCAAAGAGAACCGACCCAAAGCUGGACUCGUUAUCGCCCUUGACGAAGCUCACAAAUACUUGAAUGAGUCUCCUGCCGCAGCGAGUUUCACAGAUCGGCUCCUGACGACGAUCCGCGAGCAGAGACACAACGCCACACGAGUGCUGAUCGCCACCCAAGAGCCAACUCUUUCGAGCAAGCUCCUCGAUCUCUGCUCUGUGAGUAUCGUCCACCACUUCAAGUCACCAGCAUGGUUUGCAGCCAUUCGUGGUCACCUCGGUGGAGCGUCAAGUCUUGUCACGCAAGGCAAGGAGCAGGAGAAGAUGUUCGACGACAUUGUCAAUCUGAGAACAGGAGAGUCUCUGGUCUUCGCCCCUGAAGCAUUUGUGUGCGUGAAUGAGGCGAACGAGGCAGAGAGGCUAGGUGCUGGGGUGAUGAAGAUGAAGACGAGGGUCAGAGCUGGAGUGGAUCAGGGAAUGAGUGUGCUUGCGAGUGAUGGUGCCUAG